This is a messenger RNA of Morus notabilis, 1904 nucleotides long. RefSeq names its product transcription termination factor MTERF5, chloroplastic. Gene Ontology annotation, molecular function: double-stranded DNA binding. Lineage: Eukaryota; Viridiplantae; Streptophyta; Magnoliopsida; Rosales; Moraceae. The record is from RefSeq and is a predicted model, not a curated record. Gene Ontology annotation, biological process: regulation of DNA-templated transcription. Bases 132 to 1589 code for a protein of 485 amino acids. The transcript is spliced from 4 exons.
UAAUAUCUUGCCAUAUCCAAAGAGGCAAACACCAGGAAUUCCCACUCCAGUUUCAAAGCCCUUCUCUCUGACAAUAUAUUUUUUUUAUACAAAUUUUUCCCUCUUUAUGGGCAUUUGGAACUAAGCUGAGAAUGAGGGGUCUCUGUGCAAUCCGCUCUCCCACGUUCGCGCCCCUGCCAAGAGGAAGUUUUUUCAGCCCCUCAAGGAAUCAAAUAGCUUUCACUAGGAAAUUCUUCAAUUGUCGAGCAAAAUUUGCUGAGUCUGGGGUAGAGGGUUCAUUUAGCUUAAAAGUGAUACCUUCGAAUCUUUUAGCAGCGGAAAGAGAAGAAGCCAAAGCUGUUUUAAUCUUGUUCUUGAAGAAACAUGGUUUGGGUCAUGCCGUUGCUGCUAGAACCAUCAACAAGUCAGACUCUUUUAUUGACCAUUUAGUCUCAAGGCUCCAUUCUGUUCAUAAAUCUCGUUAUCUAGUAGGACGAGAGUUAACAACUCUUGAGAUCAGGGAUGCUCUUAUUCCUUGCCUCGAGACCCUUCGCGAGGAGUAUGGAAAUCUUCUAGUGGAUGUAGUUGAAAGCUUUCCAAACCCACCCAUUAAAGAACAAGCAGUUGCACCAAUAGUUCCCCCAUCAGUAGUUCCUGCACCGGAUUCACCACUUGCGAGUAAUAAGAAGCUAAAGGCUAUAUCUCGAGUUAGUGAGAUAGACCCGGAUGGGAAGCUUCAACCUAAAAUUCUCUACCUCCAAGAGCUUGGCAUGGAUCUUGAUCAGAUUAAAGGAAUUGUGCGGAGAUUCCCUUCUUUUGCGUACUAUAACUUGGAUGGGAAAAUAAAGCCAGUGGUUGAGUUUCUUCUUGAUCUUGGUGUGCAAAAAUCACAGAUUCCUACCAUCCUCAACAAAAGGCCUCAGUUAUGUGGAAUCAGUCUCCAUGGUAAUAUUAUCCCCACCAUGACAUUCUUAGAAAACUUGGGGGUGGACAAGACACAAUGGGCGAAAGUGAUAUACCGCUUUCCGGCCCUCCUCACUUAUAGCAGGCAAAAGAUGAAGGCUUCCGUAGAUUUUCUUUAUGACCUCGGCCUGUCACCGGAGAGUGUGGGUAAGGUCUUGACACGAUGGCCAAACAUUACAAGUUAUAAUGUGGAGGACAAAUUGCAGCCAACUGCUGAUUACUUCCACUCGUUAGGAGUUAAUGUUUCUGUUCUCAUUCUUCGAGCUCCACAAACUUUUGGUCUUAGUAUCGAGGCUAAUUUGAAGCCGGUGACAGAAUUUUUCUUGGAGAGGGGAUACAGCAGGGAGGAAGUUGGGACCAUGGUCUCAAGAUAUGGAGCCUUGUACACUUUCAGCCUGACAAACAACUUGAUACCAAAAUGGGAGUUUUUCUUGACCCUGGACUAUUCAAAAUCAGAGCUUGUCAAGUUCCCUCAAUAUUUUGGUUACAGCUUGGAAGAAAGGAUUAAGCCAAGAUAUGCAGUCAUGGAGCAAUGUGGGGUGACCCUGCUAUUGAACCAGCUAUUGUCAUUGUCGGGUCCUAACUUUGAUAAGGCUUUGAAGGCGAAAAUGAAGAAGCUACUUCCCAGCAAGCAUCAAAAUUCAUAGCAGCCUCUGAGGAGCGAGAAGUUUAUGCCGCUAGCACCACAAAUCGGACUUAAUACAUGAUGGAGCACUGUAGGAGUAUGGUUGGCAAGGCCGAACCUAAAAUGACCGCAUUUUUCUUCAAGAGAUAGAGCAAUAUUUCUUGUUCCUGAGUCUUAUCUUCUGAAUAUGUUAUGCUAUUAACAUCUGUAAUAUUUCUUGUUCCUGAGUCUAUCUUCUGAAUAUGUUAUGCUAUUAACAUCUGUAUAUGCAAAGUUUUGAGCUAAUUGAGCUGCUCUAAGUACUUGAGUUGUAUGGUACCGGUGACAGUCACAGAGC